Molecule: messenger RNA, 1629 nt
Organism: Rotaria sordida
Lineage: Eukaryota; Metazoa; Rotifera; Eurotatoria; Philodinida; Philodinidae
Source: the annotation of a GenBank genome assembly
AUGAUCAACGAUAGUCGCGGUGUGUUGCAAAAUUUUCAAUUUUCUCGUGGUAAAAAUCUAAGUGAUCCAUCAUCAGUACGUGUAUUAUGUUUAAUAUUAACAUCACCAAAAUACAUUCAUACACGAGCAAAAGCUGUUCAUGAAACAUGGGCACCACAAUGUGAUCGUCACUUUUUUAUAACAGAAUAUUUUGGAAAUAAUAUAACAUCAAAACAAAUCAACAUUACAGAACAAAUACCUAUUGCACCAAUUAAAAAUAUUACAGCUGGUUAUGAUCAUCUAACACAAAAAUCAACAUUAGCUUUUUUAUUUGCAUAUGAAAAUUACUUGAAUGAUUUCGAUUGGUUUGUCAAAGCAGAUGAUGAUACUUAUGUGAUUGUUGAACAUUUGAAAACAUUUUUAAAUGAACAAAAUCCAUCGGAACCUGUUACAUUUGGAUAUAAUUUUAAGAUACAUGUACCAAAAGGAUAUCAUUCCGGUGGAGCAUCUUAUGUGUUAAGUCGAGAAUCAUUACAACGGUUUUAUGAAGCACAUAAAGAUCCAACAUCAAAUUGUCGUAAAGAUGGUGGUAGUGAAGAUGUUGAAAUAGCUAAUUGUCUUCGUACAAAAGGUGUUUAUCCAGGUAAAUCACUCGAUAAACAAAAUCGUGAAUUAUUUCAUCCACUUUCAUUUACUGAUCAUUUUCGGGGUUUAUUUCCUGAUUGGCUCGAAACAUAUGCUGAGAAUCCACCACAAAAUAAUUACAAUUGUUGCAGUGAUCAAACAAUUUCAUUUCAUUAUGUUAGACCUGAAGAACAAUAUCUAAUUAAAAAUCAUAAUCAAAUAAUAUUACCACGUAUAUGCUGUUUAAUAUUGACAACACCAAAAAAUUUUCUCACACGUGCAAAAGCUAUUAAUGAAACUUGGGCGCCACGAUGUGAUCGUUAUGUUUUCGUAACAGAAUAUCCUCGAGAAGAAAUGACAGCUGAACAAAUUAGUUUUACAGAACAAAUACCUAUUGCACCAAUUAAAGGUAUUGUACCUGGUUAUGAACAUCUAACACAAAAAUCAGUAUUAGCUUUUUUAUAUGCAUAUGAAAAUUAUUUGAAUGAUUUUGAUUGGUUUAUUAAAGCAGAUGAUGAUACAUAUUUAAUUAUUGAACAUUUAAAAAAAUUUUUAAGUAAACAAAAUUCAUCAGAACCUAUUACAUUUGGAUAUAAUUUUAAGGUUAUCGUUCCACAAGGAUACCAUUCCGGUGGAGCAUCUUAUGUGUUAAGUCGAGAAUCAUUACGACGAUUUCAUGAAGCACAUAAAGAUCCAACAUCAAAUUGCCGUAAAGAUGAAGGUAGUGAAGAUGUUGAAAUAGCUAAUUGUCUUCGUACAAAAGGUGUUUAUCCAGGCAAAUCACUCGAUAAAGAAAAUCGUGAAUUAUUUCAUCCACUUUCAUUUACUGAUCAUUUUCGGGGCUAUUUCCCUGAUUGGCUUCUAAAAUAUGCUGAAAAUUCAUUACGCACUCACUACGAUUGUUGUAGUGAUGAAACUAUAUCAUUUCAUUAUGUUUCUCCUGAAGAACAAUAUCUUAUGAAUUUUCUAUUAUAUCGAGCUCAUCCAACAUCAAACAUAAUUAAGUCAAACAGCUCAUCAACAUGA